CAUCGACACUCUAUACAGUAAUUCUAUUUGAUACAUCAUGGGAGAAGAUAAACCCGAGUAUAGAGCCAAUGAGUGCUAUGAAGCACUGCUCGAUCUCAAGAGCAUCUUUCCUACAUGGAGCGACACACAAAAUAAUUUUAACUACCAUUGGAGUGAUGUAUUGACAUCAACCACAAAAGGAGCAGAAUCUGAAAAACAGACUGUUCAGUUCUAUCUCGAUGCUAUGAAGCCACUAAUUGAAUCAAAAGGUGAAGGAAUCGAAGCACAAACCGCAAUUGAUAUUGUAUCUAAACUAGACGAACGUAGAAAAGAACGUGAUAAUACUUUUACACCAUACAAACUAGAAGAUUUGUUAAGCAAAGAUACUAGUGCUAUCAAACCAAAACCAAUCGUCAAGAAACAGCCUGCGCCUAGAAGACCAGCUGCUGAAAUAACUUCAGAUGUAAUAUCGGAAGGAGGACAUGCAUACGGAACUAGAACACGAUCUAGGAAGCUAAGAGCAAGUCAAACAGAUGAUGGAGAUGGAGCUAAAUUGGAAUACAGCUCAUCAGGAUUUGGAACACAUCUCAAAAAAGGAUUCUUCUCAGACUACGUUUGGGAUUUCCUCGUACCAACAGGUGAGGAAAAUGAAUAUGAUAAAGAAACUGAACGCGACCCAGCGGACAAUAUAGAGCUAGAAGACGACGGCACACCAAAAAGAGCUAAACGAUCAAGGAAAUAGAGAUUAUUAGAUUCAGCCCUUGGAUGGCCGCAAUAUUUUAAAUACCUGCCGCAGUUUAUGCUGCAUACGCGCAGACAUAAUAUACACAUCGGAAGAUGGAACACCUAAAAU
Molecule: messenger RNA, 832 nt
Organism: Babesia bovis T2Bo
Lineage: Eukaryota; Apicomplexa; Aconoidasida; Piroplasmida; Babesiidae
Exons: 2
Coding region: 38-721 (227 amino acids)
Source: RefSeq, a predicted model, not a curated record